AUGGUCCCUGAGGCCAGCGAGGGCGCGGUUCUGGUAGCCCUCAAGUACCUGUAUCCGGCAACUGUCUUCGUUUACUUCUUGGCUGCAUCUCUAUUGGCCUCCUGCACUCUGCAGGCUCUCAAGCAGAAUCGGGGAGCUCAGCCAGAGCGGCCCAGCCAACGGACAGUCACCAUCAUACUCGGAUGUUUCCUGUCGACAUAUGUGGCUCAACUCAUCCUUCUCGGCACGCAAUCCGUCAUUACAAGGUCUGCUCCCGUUGAACAUGCCCUCAUCGGCUAUCUGUCAUGCAUUCUCGUCUUUGGCAUGCUGUUUACUCAGUUGAUUGAGUCCGAAGCCGUGGUGUGGUACCCCUUUCGCGGAUCAUGGUUCCUCGCGGUGUGUUUUGAGCUCCCCAUCGCAUCGGAUGAGGAGAGACAGGCACUACUGUCAAAACACGAUGGUGACCAAUCCGGAACUCAGAUAACCUCGGGGGAGCCUGCAAACAGCUCCAGCUACGGCUCAACAGCGCAAAGAGAAAGUGCAUCUAGCGGCAACACUGAGCACCCCUGGUACAAGCGACACAGAGAAGGCCGUGCAAAGUUGGAGAAGAGACUGGAAGAAGAGGGAAAUUGGUUUCAAUAUGUCAAAAGCUUCUCGAUUUUGCUCCCUUACAUUUGGCCUGUGGGAAGUCGCAACUUGCAGCUGCGAGCUGUAGGCGUUGUAUUAUGCCUGCUCGCCUCGAAUGCCCUGCACCUGCUCAUUCCCCGGCAGACUGGCAUCAUCAUGGACACUCUUGGCCAGUCUUCUAGCAAUCCUUGGACAGCUGUUAUACUCUUUGCGCUUCUUCGACUGGCGGCUUCCGAAUCGGGCAUUGACCUUGUCCGCUCAUGGUUGUGGCUACCUGUUAGAUACUACUCUCAAGAAGCCCUAACCAGGGCUUCUUAUUCUCAUAUAAUGCACCUAUCCGCCGAUUUCCACGAGUCCAAGUCCACGAGCGAUUUGCAGAGUGCCAUUUUUGGCGGAAACGCAAUCGCAAAUGCAAUCGAAAGCAUUUUGCUUCAAGCUGCACCUAUGCUGGUCGAUAUGUGUGUCGCUAUUGUCUAUCUUUCCAUUACAUUCGGCGCAUACGAAGGCCUAAUUACUGCGGCUACUGGAACCGUCUUCAUGACACUUGCAACUCGCCUCGUAGCUGAAUCCGGGGCGACCACCCGCAGCCGUCAAAAUGCCUGGUACCAAGAGAGUAGAAUUCGAACUUCCGGUCUGAAUGGGUGGCAUACUGCCAGCGCCUUCAAUCAGAUCGGCUAUGAGGACAAUAGACAUGCCGAUGCGGUGACUGAACGAUGGCUUAAGGAGCAGCAGUAUAUGAUGGGCUGGUCUGUGUCCGUUGCCUUCCAGACUAUGGUUCUCACUGUAGGCCUCAUGGCAAGCGCAUUUCUCGCUGUCUUUCGUAUUCACAGUGGACAAGCGACGCCGGGGCAGUUUGCGAUGCUUCUCAUGUAUUGGGCACAGCUUACUGCGCCGCUGCAGUUUUUCGCCAACCUCGGCAAAGGCAUGAGCGACAACCUCAUUAGCGCAGAACGACUCUUGGCCAUCAUGAGGACCAGCCCCUCAGUUGAGAGUAAAAAGGGGGCGCGGCUAUUCAAGUUCGUCUCUGGAGAGGUCAAGUUCAAUGACGUGCGCUUCAGUUAUGAUGGGUCCAGGGGUAUCAUCAACUCCGUCAGCCUAGAUAUUCCUGCGGGCACGACAGUGGCCUUUGUGGGGAAAACGGGAUCAGGGAAGUCCACACUACUGAAGCUUUUGUCCCGAAACUAUGAAAUCCAAUCGGGCAGCAUCUCUAUAGAUGGCCAGGAUAUUCGUGAUGUUGAGCUCUUCAGUCUACGCGAACACAUUGGCGUUGUUCAUCAAAAUCCCGAGCUUUUUGAUGACUCAAUUAUGAACAAUGUGCGCUACGGCAAACUCGGUGCAACCGACGAGCAAGUAUUCGAAGCGUGCCGAGCCGCCAGUAUCCAUGACAAGAUCAUGAGUUAUACUGAUGGUUACGAGACGCACGUCGGUGAACGUGGAGUGAAACUCUCUGGAGGAGAGCUCCAGCGCGUGGCAAUUGCCCGGGCGAUACUGAGGCAGCCUGAUAUAGUUAUUUUGGAUGAGGCUACCAGCGCUGUUGAUACGGAGACUGAACAGCUGAUUCAGAACUCUCUCGAGAAACUCUGCCGAGGACGCACCACACUCGUUGUAGCCCACCGCCUUUCUACCAUUAUGAAUGCCGACCGUAUCGUAGUUCUUGAAAAUGGUGAGAUCAUCGAGCAAGGCUCACAUAGUGAUCUCGUUGCCGCCGACGGGCGAUACGCAUAUCUGUGGUCGAAGCAGACCUUCUGGACACCGCAAGAUGAGGCCAACGUCGCAGACGAGCUCGACGACGCAAAUACCACCGCUAGUGACUCUUGCUCUGAGAGAACCACUACCGAGACGUGUGAGCUACAGGAUGAAAGUCAGGGUAGCAGCGUAUCGGGGGUAAGCGAUGGCAAAUCAUCCACACAGAAGAAGCGUCAGAAGGAGGGGUCCCGCUUGAAUCCUGUGGCCCCUGAAUUUACACCUCGGGCGAUAAUAAUGACCAAGUCUAAAUUCAAAACAACAGAUGCUACUCAGCAGACUACCUCUUCAGCUGUCAAGAAAACCGAGACUUAG
This is a messenger RNA of Trichoderma atroviride IMI 206040, 2664 nucleotides long. The record is from RefSeq and is a predicted model, not a curated record. Lineage: Eukaryota; Fungi; Ascomycota; Sordariomycetes; Hypocreales; Hypocreaceae.